CCUUGGACCAUUAUCACACCAAGAACCAACCCGACGACGACCAUGGUGAUCUCCGACCCAAAUGACGCUCGGAAACGGCUGCUAGACGCCAUGGCACAUAAGAGCAAGCAGAAUGUGAGCUGCCAUGUGAACACCAUCGGCACAUUCGACCGGCCCAGUGUCCAUGACAUCGGGGUCGAUCGGUCCAUGGCGAUGAACUCGGCGGCGUUCAAUCAUGGACCACCCGCCACCGCUGCCCCCAUAGGCAUUCCAAGCAACUUUCUUCGCAACUUGUAUGGUUUCCUGAACAACAAUCUGUUGCCGGACACGAUCGCGUGGGACGCUGACGGUCGGUCGUUCUCGAUCUUGGAUGCUGACAAGAUGGAGACGUCCCUGCCGAUGCCAAACCUGUACCGCGGUCGGUUCAAGACUUUCAAAAUGCAGCUGGAGAAGCACGGGUUCGUGAAAUCGUCCGACGGCACGCGAUACUUCCGACCGGACUUUGUCAAAGGGCAACCACAGCAACUCGGGGACGUCGACAUGUCGUCCUCUUCAACCUCUCCCUCGUCGUUUGACGAGCUCAUGGACGACGCCGCACACAUGAAACCCCUGAGCUUGGAAUGCCGCAUUCAACUGCCAAAGAAGCGGCGACUACACGAAGAAGGAAGGACAUCCGACCCCCGCACGCAACCCUUCUGGAACUCGCUCCACGACAACUUUCACACGAUCAACUCCACGUCUGGCCUGCUGUGUAGCGUAAACCUGUCCAAACACCACCGCUUCGGCGCACCCGUUUCAGUGCCGCCUUCCGCUUCGGCUGGUGCAUCGAACAUGACAUCCUCCUCCAUCCCGUCGCUGCGGCCGCCGCACCACGACACCGUCCAAGCCCGCCUACCGUCCAUCAACCGCGCGUUUCCGCUCUUUGGACUGAACAAAGCAGAAGCCUCGUCCAAUACAAUGCAUCCUGGGCCUCCUUGAUAUAUAUAUAUAUAUAUUAAUAUAUAUAUUAACACUUCAAAUACACCAAAAAAAGUCAU
Messenger RNA from Aphanomyces astaci, 1016 nucleotides. RefSeq lists its product as hypothetical. Gene Ontology annotation, molecular function: DNA-binding transcription factor activity; sequence-specific DNA binding. NCBI's taxonomy places the organism in Eukaryota, Oomycota, Saprolegniomycetes, Saprolegniales, Verrucalvaceae. The record is from RefSeq and is a predicted model, not a curated record. The transcript has a single exon. The coding region runs from base 43 to 957 and encodes 304 amino acids. Gene Ontology annotation, biological process: regulation of DNA-templated transcription.